UCCAGAUUUAAUCUUUUAGAAUUUUGGCUAAAUUGUAUACUAAGAAAAAAAUCAAUUUGAUUAUUUUAGAAUUGUACUAAAAAGCUGUUAAUUACACUACAUCAGAAUUACUGUGACACCAUGUUCAUGAAAGCAACAUUUGUAGAGCUUGUGAAAUAUAAAUGGCUGCAACGGGAGAAUUUGAGCAUCUGUCUGCAGAGUCUUCGCUUCGUGUUUGCUUUAGAGCUUACCUUAUGGCCAAAAACAUCCUUCUCAAUGUCAUCUCAGUACAUCAUUACAACCUGAGUGUCAACAUGGAACCUGCUUAUAGCACACACACACCCCUUCCCUCGCUAACGUGCCUGUUUCCAGUCAAACUAGACGGGCCACAUUCUGUCUGCUAAAAGCCAUAAAGCCACAUACCAACGCAAGUCAAAGUAUCGGCUGAGGAACACCGAGCCAGUCCCAUUUGAUGUUGGUGCAUUCAGCUAGUAGCUGUGUAUGUGGACUGGCACUUUCAAGGACUUACCGCAACUCUUCAUUUGGAAAUAAUUUGUAUGUGUAAACUUUUAUGAAGUGUUGAGUGAGAUGGAGGGAACCCAACAACUUGUUGUCCAUGUAGGAUCUGAGCGUGUCUGUCAAAUGGAGAAUAUGAGGGUAGAGAGUCUGGCGGAGGCGUCGGAGAGAAAUGCACCACAGAGGGUGCUCUUCACGUACUACCAGGGGGACAUCAACAGUGUGGUGGACGAGCACUUCUCACGCGCCCUCAAAAAGGCCAAUCUCCCCAAAGACCUCAGCAUCAAAGCCGGCUCUCCCAAAGACCCCCAAGUCAGCAAGCCGCGGAGCAGAACCAAAGCUAUCAAAACAGAGCCACCCACCUCGACAUGGAACCCGUCCAGCCCAGAUUGGUCCAAGAGCCCUUUUCCCUCCAGUUCUGGCCUGGCCCAGUUCUCGUCGGCCGAGAGCCCGGUUGCCUCUCAGGGUGUAAUCAUGGGCCCAGGUGUGUGGAGCUACCCCAACGGACCAGGCGCGGGCUUUGACGUGACCCGGCUCUACCAACUGCCGGGCCCCGCAGAGAGCUCCUCCGGCUCCUUCCUCAGCAUGCUACACAUGGACCGUCCAGCAGGGGGAGUACUCAUGGAUUCCAAGGUGGAGAGUCCAGGCUGGGAUUCACCUUCUGCUUUCAGAGACUCAGUGGGCAACAGGAUCAGCCUAGACUCAGGUGUCCAAGUGCCAGAAAAGACCAAGGACUUGUAUUGGUACUAAAAGAAGAGCCACCUUUUUUCCUUUGUGGGGAGGAUUUAUUUUGACGUUACGGACAUGGGCAUCAAUAAGCUGUUAUCCCACACUGCCCAUUCAGCAGAGAGGCUGGGAGAAUCAAGCCUAAAAAAUGGACUGAAUUG
Messenger RNA from Alosa sapidissima (American shad), 1382 nucleotides. RefSeq lists its product as uncharacterized. Gene Ontology annotation, biological process: regulation of transcription by RNA polymerase II. Bases 568 to 1245 code for a protein of 225 amino acids. The record is from RefSeq and is a predicted model, not a curated record. Lineage: Eukaryota; Metazoa; Chordata; Actinopteri; Clupeiformes; Clupeidae. Gene Ontology annotation, cellular component: nucleus. The transcript has 4 exons.